Peronospora farinosa is the source of this 801-nucleotide messenger RNA. Lineage: Eukaryota; Oomycota; Peronosporomycetes; Peronosporales; Peronosporaceae. The record is from the annotation of a GenBank genome assembly.
AUGAUCGCAUGCGGUUCACCGUUUGGUGGUGUCAAUCGUCUCCAACAUGACAAGGAACAACCGGGUAGUCCACCCCAAUGGCGUCCUGAUGCGGCAAGCGACUCGUGUCUCUGCUGUGGCAAUGACUUUUCCAUCUGGAUACGUCGUCAUCAUUGUCGCGCGUGUGGAGAACUCGUGUGUGGCGAGUGUUCCCCUUUCUCGGUGCGGCUGCCGGAACUUGGUUUUAAGGGCCGCGUGCGUGUGUGUACUCACUGCCACGCACUGGCUGAGUCCACACUGGCUUCGUCCAGUUCCAUGAACUCACUCUUCGGUCUCGAGUCGGCGGCUGCGUCCAGUGAAUUCUCAGACAAUGAGCUCCCGGGUGACGUCGACGAGGAGCUUGUCUUUUGCGCCGUAGAGGUGCUGGCUCUGACGUCACGGAACAAACGUUCCAAAGUACAAUAUCAAUACUUUGUACAGUCGGAAGCUGUGAGCUGGCUCAUGGAUGCUGGCAUCAUGUCGAACCGCACGGGAUGUGCUGCACUGUUCCUGCGUCUGGUAGACUAUGGCUACGUGACGCUUAAACCCUGGAAUGGCUCAGGCCGCAGUGCUUUUUACAUUGUGAGCGAGGAAGUGACACUCGAGAACCGGUCGUCGCACUAUGACACUACCAUCCACUCGGAGACAAGCAAGUGUCAUAACUGCACGCAAUCGUUCCAGAAAGCACUUGCACCCGCAGAUGACUUCUGUUCCAUUGACUGCAAGACAAACGCGCUUAUUAGCGAGUCGGACUCGGCCCAUAUCCGCCGCUUUUGCAAUUGA